AUGUUUCGAAUCAACCAAAUAGCGCUUGUCGCCGCUUUAGGCUUCUCGUCUAUCAGAAGCGUUACUUGUCAAAAGACUACCGAGGCGGUUUCCUCUAUUGCAGUCUACUCAACUACAUCAUCAUCUACUACUAGCAGCAGUGUACCGACUCAUACUGUUCUCAUCGGGAAGGCCGAUCACAAAGUUCAGCCAGAUGUUGUUCAAGCCGCAGUGGGCGACAUGGUCCAGUUCAACUUCUAUCCUGCCAACCAUUCUGUGGUCCGCGCCGAAUACCUAUACCCAUGUAUCCCGUAUGAGAUGACGGGAGCCGACAAAGUUGAAUUCUUCUCUGGAUUUCAGCCCGUAGAUGCUAUCCUUGACGAUCCUCCUACAUACACCAUACGGAUCAACGAUAGUCUUCCGAUUUUCUUCUAUUGUUCUGCUCCAGGUUCAUGCAUCAACUAUCAAAUGGUAGGGGUGAUCAAUCCGAACAAAUCGGUUUCACUUGAUGCUCAUAAACAGCGAGCUGCGAAGAGUUCUUUUAUGCUGAACCCAGGGGAGAAAUUCCCUGAUGAGGCCGCUUCGUCAUCUGCACUAGCACCGCAGUCCUCUGUAACUUCGCCCACUACAAGCGCCUUGCCUGGCAGUGAGCAUGAAGACAAAGGACUCUCAGGAGGGGCUAUAGCUGGGAUCGUCAUUGGAGCGGUUGCUGCAAUUGCAGUGCUUGCUGCACUGUUCUUUUUUGUUGGCCGGAACAAGUCGCUCAAAGAACGGGUUGGUGGCAAUUCUGACAACGUCAACCCGCAAGGCCCGCAGAUGUACCAAUCCCCAUAUCAAUCACCAGGAGGGGCGUUCUCUCGGGUACCGCAGCACGACCCGUACUUUGGCAAUGGUGGCAACGAAUAUAGGCCUGCAAUGGUUCCUCCCCAGACAGGCGGCCCUCCUUUGUACUCACCAUCCAACGAGUCGGGGCACCGCGGGUAUUUCACGGAAGUCGGGGUGCAUCCCUCGACAUUGGCAGACGGGAUGGCGCGAACGUCGGAAGCAGGCAGUCCGCCGCCGCAGCAAGCGCAGCGGGAAAAGGUGCACGAGAUGGCUGGGUGA
This is a messenger RNA of Aplosporella prunicola CBS 121167, 1083 nucleotides long. RefSeq lists its product as uncharacterized. The transcript has 4 exons. The record is from RefSeq and is a predicted model, not a curated record. NCBI's taxonomy places the organism in Eukaryota, Fungi, Ascomycota, Dothideomycetes, Botryosphaeriales, Aplosporellaceae. The coding region runs from base 1 to 1083 and encodes 360 amino acids.